AUGCCUGGCUUCGCGGACUCGUUCUGGACCCCCGACUAUGCCACCGGCCUCGGGGUUCUCUAUGGCAAGUUGCAGCAGGGCGUGACGGAGAACAGGCAGAUCUUGACGAUCGCCGCCCUAAGGGCGGAUGCGGAGGAGCAGUAUGGUCUCCGCAUGGGCGAGAUUGCGCCGAGCGUCGAUCGCAUGUCUGCUGCGGGUUUCGGCAAAGAUGACGGUGCGAGUGUGAGGAAGGCUUACGAAGGUGUCCGCACGGAAAUGGUCGAAGCCUCCCGCAACCACCGGAAGAUUGCUAGCAAUAUCCGCGAACUCGUCGUGGCGCCCUUUCGACGCUGGUGCGAUGGCCAUGAAUUCCGUGUUCAGGCCUCGCAUGAUAACCUCCAAGGCCGCAUUAAAGAACACUCCAAGCAGGUAGAGGUGGUGAAGAAGCUGCGCAGCCACUACUUCAACAAGUGCCGUGUAGUCGAAGAUCUCGAGGAGGAGAACAAGCUCGCUUUCCAAGAUCCCGAGAACAGCCCCAAGGUCAAGCCGACACCGAAAAUCGUCCUCCCCACCGAAGAAGAGCCCGAUGAAGAGGAGGAGCCCGUCGAGAUUGGAGAUCGCGUCUACCCGCCGGAGGAGAUCAAGGGACUUUUGCUGCACAUGCUGAACAACAUCAAGCUGGGCGAGUCUAAGGUUCCCAUCAUCGGAACAUAUCAGAAUACUUCGACUGGCGCGGAUAUCGUCGAGUACCUCCAGAACCACAUGGGAGCCACGAAUCUCGCUCAGGCGGAGCGCAUCGGACAGGAUCUGGUGGACAACGGCUUCCUGCGAUUGAUUGGCAACAUGGGCAACACCUUUGCGAACAGCUCGAAAAUGAACUACCAAUGGCGCUCCAAGGUUUUCCAGCUGACCGGUAUCCCCGAGAAGAAGCGACCUUUGAUGCGCGUGACAUCUGUCGCCUCGAGCGAAGAUGGCAGUGGGAGCGACUCGCCCAUCGCGUCUGUCUCUGAAAUGAUUGCCGGCUGGAACCCAUUGAACAACCCGUACCCGAAUGAGACCCCCGCCGAGAAGCUGCGGCGAGAGGCCACUGAGGCCGAUGAACGCUACAAGUCAGCUGUGCGCCGGCUGGAUCAGAUCCGGUGCCGUCUGGAGGAAGAAGUCAUUGAUAACCUGCGGUUCAUGGAGCAGUGCGAGCUUGACCGCCUCAAGGCUAUCAAGGCCGUCGUUCUCGAUUUCUCUGGCGCCAUCAGCAAUGUCAUUCCCAACCUCCAGAGCACUGUCGAUAACAUGAUGCUCUAUCAAGAGACGAUUCAGCCUCUGGGUGAUUUGCGUUACCUCCUGGAGAACUAUCGCACCGGUGGCUUUGUUCCUCGCGUGCAGGCAUACGAGAACUACUAUGGCUCAGUCGAGGAACAAAACUUUGGCGUUGAUCUCGAAGCCCGAGCUCGGGUCGAUCGUAAACGCGUGCCAAUUCUCGUUACGACCAUUUUGACUUACCUUGACAACCAAUACCCCGAGCUUGAGGGUGACGAGGCUCGCCGCGGAAUCUGGCUUCACGAUUCGUCGCUAACUACCAUCCACCAACUGCGCACCGCGCUGAACAACAGCAAAGUGGAUUAUCGCGAGAUUCUGCCAAAAUUUGAAAUUCCCAUCGUUGCUAGCGUUUUGAAAUUGUACCUUCUUGAAUUGCCAGACUCCCUUGUUUCUUCUCAAGUCUACGAAAUCGUCAAGACCAUAUACUCCACUACUGCUCACGAGACUACGGAAGAGGGACGGAUUAAGGUCCUGCAGAGCACGCUUGGACAACUCCGUCUCGUCAACAUCGCCACGCUUGAUGCCAUCAUGACCCACUUCACCCGCCUGCUUGACCUGACAUCCGCCGAUGAGCAGUACACUACCUUGCUGGCCCAAAAUCUUUCCGCAUGUGUGCUCCGGCCUCGCACCGAAAGCAGCUUGACCAUGGACGAGCGCCACAGCUACCGCCUGAUCCGCGACCUCUUCGCCCACAAGGACGUCAUUUUCGGCGAGCUGAAGCGCCAGUCCAGCGCGCUCGGCAUUUCUUCAUCCAGCCGGCCGCGAGCCAUCAGCACCGACGAGAGCAACCGCCGUGCCGCAAUGGAAGCUCGCCAACGCGCCAUCGCCAGCAAAAGCCGAGCCACGAGUCCCGCGCCGCGCCAACGUCACCGCCGUGAUCGAUCCAGCGGUGCAUCGGAAUCCACCCGCUUCCCAAUCAACGUAACCAGCCCCCAGGAGCGCCGCCCACCCGUCCGUUCCAGCCUGGACGUCCCUAACGAGUCCCCGAAAACCUCCGCCGAAGCAGACAACUCUCCUCCAGCAAUCACCAACGAGGAAGUCGAGAUCGCAACCGCCAUGAACGGCACCGUUGUCGACUCGCCGAGCGAGGUCCACGGUAGCAAUGCCUCCUCGGGCUCAUUUAGUCCCCCUCCUCCACCCGAGACAGCUUCAGAUGGCUCGCCGACACCAACCCCCACUCCCGCCCCCACCUCCUCCGAAUUCGACAAGCGCUCAUCCAUUCCCCGCUCCGCUGCGCGGUAUACCCGCAAGCCGGGCCUCGGAAGCUUGUCAAGUUUCCCGACCAACUCGUCCGUCACCGCGGGAUCGGAGAGUAACCGGAGUAGCGUCGUCGAGGAGCCCAAGGGCGUCACUCUGGAAGAUAAGCCCAUGGAUGAUUAA
This is a messenger RNA of Penicillium argentinense, 2673 nucleotides long. RefSeq names its product GTPase-activating protein RGD2. The record is from RefSeq and is a predicted model, not a curated record. The transcript is spliced from 5 exons. Gene Ontology annotation, cellular component: plasma membrane; division septum; cytoplasm. Gene Ontology annotation, biological process: cytoskeleton organization; small GTPase-mediated signal transduction. Gene Ontology annotation, molecular function: GTPase activator activity. NCBI's taxonomy places the organism in Eukaryota, Fungi, Ascomycota, Eurotiomycetes, Eurotiales, Aspergillaceae. The coding region runs from base 1 to 2673 and encodes 890 amino acids.